This is a messenger RNA of Zootermopsis nevadensis, 1446 nucleotides long. Lineage: Eukaryota; Metazoa; Arthropoda; Insecta; Blattodea; Termopsidae. The record is from RefSeq and is a predicted model, not a curated record.
GUAAAUUUCAGUAAACGUUGGAUGUGACUGUAACUUAAGCGGACAGACUGUUCAAGUUCUGUUGUUCUUUUAUGCCCUGUUGGGAAAAUUUUAUAGUAAAAAUAUGGAGUAAAUUAAACGACAGUGAUAUACAGAGCAUACUGUUUGAAGAAAAUUAACAAGUUCACUGUACAAAUGGCAGGCUCAUCUUUGAGCUGGAAUAUCCUCAGUUUGCUGUUUCUUGCGGGAGUUGUACUUUCCUCUCCAGUAGACGGUGAAGAUGAAGGGGACAAUUUACUAGUAGAAUCCACUGUCCGCGAAGUGCGAGCACUACCUCCACCAGGUUUUGAUCUACUGGCUGCUGGCACGGGCGGUCACUACGGUUCCCAUGCUGGUGGAGGAGGCCAUGGAGAUGUAGGGUACUUGCGCACCAAGGACAGCAAAGGUGACGACGGUUACCAAAAGUUUGACAGCUACCACAAGAAGGACGGAGACGCAUAUGGCUACGAAAAGCAUUCUUCCUUCGGUAAUGCCCAUGGCGGUGAGACUGGAGGCAAGUACCACCACAGCGGCUCCUACAAGGACGGGCACAGUGGAGGAGGUCACUACGAGGGCGCGCACUCUGGGGCAACUAAUGAUGGUGGCCACGCAGUAGGGAAUGAAGGCGCAGGAACAGAGCAGAAGGAUCAUGAGGGCGCUGGUACUGAGGGAGAAGGGUACUACAGCGCCGCAUUGACGGACGGCGAACAUCAUCACUACGGGGGUCAUGAUGGUGGGUCAGGAGAACACCACUCGGAACACUACUCAUCUGGCGACGUGGGUCACCACGGAGAUGGGGAACACCACAGCGCUCACUACACGUCGGAUGGGGGCGAGUAUCAUGGAGGCUACCAUCGCUGAUUCUACCACAACGAGAAGAAAACCUGAUAUAUUUUCAGUUGCGAUUUAAAUAAAUUGUCGAUGGCAAAUCGGGAAAAUGGAGUAACGGUAGAACAACUGCCCUCUACAAACAAUUUUUAAAUUAAGUACCUGAGAUGACUUUAUCGUAGCAAAUUAAUCACUGGGAGGUCAGUGAUUUUGGAAUCAUUAAGAAAGACCCUGAGUAUAAUGCAAUUAAUACCCGUUCUAAUCAUUGAAAUGUGCACAUAAUUAAUUAACAUCACAUUGUCUUAUUAUGUACGUACGGUAUUAAAAUCAAGUAGUACUAUCAAGAUGUCACGUUUUCUCAAAUGUUUAACGAAUUUCUCUGUUAAUUAUAGAUUUCAAUAUUAAAAGCUGCUAUCGUUAUGCAAUACUUAUUAUCACAGCAAAUACUUAUACACCACAAAUGUUUCGUAUUUUGGUUUCAGUGUUGCCAAGUAUUUCUUCCUCUGUUAUUGUUUCAUGCAAUCUGUGUGUAUGCUUUAACUGUAUACAUUUUACCAACUUCUUGUUAUUUAUUGUUAUUAAAGUUAUUAAUGACGACUA